GCCCCGUCUCGGAGGCCAUUUUGUUCCGCCGGAGGCCGCUAAGAUGGCGGCGGGGGAGAAGGUGAAGGUUGUUUCUGGCGAUAGGCGGCCGGGGUAGGGCCGGCGGCGUGGCGUCCAGCAUGGAUCUGCACACCGCCGUGUACAAUGCGGCGCACGACGGCAAGCUGCAGCUGCUGCAGAAGCUGCUGGCCGGCCGCGGGCGGGAGGAGCUGGACGAGCUCCUGGGUGAGGUGGCAGGUGGCGGCACCCCGCUGCUGAUCGCUGCGCGCCGCGGACACCUGGACGUGGUGGAGUACCUGGUGGACCACUGCGGCGCCAGCGUGGAGGCGGGCGGCUCCGUGCACUUCGAUGGCGAGACCAUCGAGGGCGCGCCGCCGCUCUGGGCCGCGUCGGCAGCGGGCCACCUGGCCGUGGUGCGUAGCCUGCUGCUCCGAGGCGCCUCGGUCAACCGCACCACGCGCACCAACUCCACUCCGCUGCGCGCCGCCUGCUUCGAUGGCCACCUGGAUGUGGUGCGCUACCUGGUGGGCGAGCACAAGGCUGACCUGGAGGUAGCCAACCGCCACGGCCACACGUGCCUCAUGAUCUCCUGCUACAAGGGCCACCGCGAGAUCGCACGGUACCUGCUGGAGCGCGGCGCGCAGGUGAACCGGCGCAGCGCCAAGGGCAACACGGCUCUGCACGAUUGUGCCGAGUCCGGCAGCCUGGAGAUCCUGCAGCUGCUGCUGGGCUGUCACGCUCGCAUGGAGCGCGACGGCUAUGGCAUGACCCCGUUGCUGGCCGCCAGUGUCACCGGACACACCAACAUCGUGGAGUACCUCAUCCAGGAGCAGCCAGGCCACGGGCAGCUCUCAGGGACGGAGCUGCCCGAGGAAGGCUCCCCCCAGGGCGCACGCAGCGGCAGUUCCACCCUGGAGGAAGCAGAGCCUUAUGAGAGCUGCUGCCCCACCAGCCGGGAAGCAGCUGUGGAGGCUUUGGAGCUUCUGGGAGCCACCUAUGUGGAUAAGAAAAGGGAUCUGCUUGGAGCCCUGAAGCACUGGAGAAGGGCGAUGGAACUCCGCCACCAGGGUGGGGACUACCUCCCCAAGCCUGAGCCCCAACAGCUGGUUCUGGCCUACGACUAUUCCAGGGAGGUGACCACGCCCCAAGAGCUGGAGGCCCUCAUCACAGAUCCUGAUGAGAUGCGGAUGCAGGCCCUGCUGAUACGGGAAAGGAUCCUGGGCCCCUCGCACCCCGACACUUCAUACUACAUAAGGUACCGGGGUGCUGUCUAUGCGGACUCUGGGAAUUUCGAGCGCUGUAUCCGUCUGUGGAAAUAUGCCUUGGACAUGCAACAGAGCAACUUGGAGCCCCUGAGCCCCAUGACUGCCAGCAGCUUCCUGUCAUUUGCGGAGCUCUUCUCCUACGUGCUGCAGGACCGCUCGGCCAAGGGCAACCUGGGCAUGCAGCUCGGUUUCCCCGACCUCAUGGGCGUGCUCAGCAAAGGGGUUCGGGAAGUGGAGCGGGCUCUGCAGCUGCCCAAGGAGCCGGGCGACUCGGCGCAGUUCACCAAAGCCAUUGCCAUCAUCCUCCACCUGCUAUAUCUGCUGGAGAAGGUGGAGUGCACACCUAGCCAGGAACACCUCAAACACCAGACAGUCUACCGCCUGCUCAAGUGUGCCCCGCGCGGCAAGAACGGCUUCACCCCAUUGCACAUGGCGGUGGACAAGGAGACCACCAACGUGGGCCGCUACCGAGUGGGUGUCUUCCCUUCGCUGCACGUGGUAAAGGUGCUGCUGGACUGCGGGGCCGACCCCGACAGCCGGGACUUUGACAACAACACUCCGCUGCACAUCGCCGCCCAAAACAACUGCCCAGCAAUCAUGGAUGCGCUCAUCGAAGCUGGGGCCCACAUGGAUGCCACCAAUGCCUUCAAGAAGACGGCCUAUGAGCUGCUAGAUGCAAAGCUGCUGGCCAAGAGCACCGUGCAGCCUUUCAACUACGUGACGCUGCAGUGCCUGGCCGCCCGCGCCCUGGACAGGAACAAGGUCCCGUACAAGGGCUUCAUCCCAGAGGAGCUAGAGGCCUUCAUCCAGCUGCACUGAGCCUGACCCAGCCACCUGUGUGCACUUUGACCUUCUCCAAGUGGAAGCAUCCCGUCCCCUUGGCCUGCUGGCAGUGGGGGCAGUUGAGUGAACCCAGCUGUUGGUUCUAGAAGCCUUCAGGGUCAUGUGGUAGGAAGAGGUCUUUCUCUGUGGCAAAAGGGUGCCCGGACCUCCCCAGUGGCAUCUGUCUGGGUCUGGAGGCCUCUGCCCUGUCACCCAGCCCCCAGCUAGCUUGUCCUGGAGUCCUGUGUACCCGACACUGUCAAGAUGGGGUCAGAAGUCGUUGGCUUCUCCCUGCGGUGGGGCACGCCCAGCACCUGCCACCUAGAUGUUUGCGGUUGGUUUGUUGUUUACUAAGCAAGUGGGCGACAGCCUGGAGCCCACACUUUGAGGUUUUUGCUCUUUUUUUUUUCCUCGGUUUCUGUUUGUUGGACUCACUAAUGACUUAGUUUCAAGUUGCCAGGACUUUGCAGUGGCCACACUGAGAGCAGCGUGAGCUGUGAGUGCAGAUCUGUGACUGACGUCCUGGGAAGCCUCCUCACUCCCAUGCGGUUAGAAACAGGACUGUCCCCAAGAAGGGCCAGAGCAAGUGACAGGAACAGCCAGGCAGACACCAGUGCCUCCAGCCCCGCCCUGUUUGCGGGACUGACAGGUUGAUGGCCGGCAGGUGCCACAGCCAUCAGGUUCAUACCCGUGCCACACUUGUCCUGUCCCACCUCUGAGGACCUGAGCCCAGGUCUUCGUGAGGAGUCCCUAGUCUCCCCAAUGGCUGCCAGGAGUGGGCUUCUGACGAAGAUGGGGAGGUGGAGGGGCUGCCAGCCAGGGCUGCCAUGGCCCUCGAGUGCAGCCCCAGCACCACAAACUACCUGAACGGCACCAGCCUGUGACUCCACCAGCUCUUGUCCCUGUCCCUUACGGCGAGUGGAAUUAAACUUGGAUCACACCGAGGCACGAGGUGCUCCUCCCCGGCCCGUGGGAACCAGCUGCAAGGGGAGAAAGUCUAGUGUAGAGAGGCCAGCCCCUCACUUGGCCGUGAAGCCACAUAAGCUGUCCCGUGAGGAUAUGGUGUGCGAUUGCAGUGUUAGGUAGGUUGUUCUCUGUACAAAACAAGCCUCAGGCCAUACUGGGCAGAGCCUCACUGCCCUGUCCUGCCGAAGCUCAGGGCAAACAGACCCUGUGAGUCUUGGCACUGAUGUUUAUGGAUUAAAGUGCAGGUAUGUGAAGAA
Molecule: messenger RNA, 3310 nt
Organism: Peromyscus eremicus (cactus mouse)
Lineage: Eukaryota; Metazoa; Chordata; Mammalia; Rodentia; Cricetidae
Gene: Fem1a
Product: fem-1 homolog A
Exons: 1
Coding region: 120-2084 (654 amino acids)
Molecular function (GO): protein binding
Source: RefSeq, a predicted model, not a curated record